Molecule: messenger RNA, 474 nt
Organism: Anopheles nili
Lineage: Eukaryota; Metazoa; Arthropoda; Insecta; Diptera; Culicidae
Product: NPC intracellular cholesterol transporter 2-like
Exons: 2
Coding region: 12-464 (150 amino acids)
Biological process (GO): intracellular cholesterol transport
Molecular function (GO): sterol binding
Source: RefSeq, a predicted model, not a curated record
CCGGAUCCACCAUGCAGCUGUUAGCACUACUUCUCGUCGUUUCUCUUUCCGGUGUGGUGUACACGGACGUCGUCACCGUGCAGCAGUGUGCUGAUGAACCUCUGCCGACGACAGUAGACGUGGCCGGAUGCCAGACAACACCGUGCGAGCUACCAAAGGGCCAGGACGUGGCCGUGUUAGUCGACUUCACCGCAGUUCGGCAACUGAGCGCACUCGUACCGAAAGUACAAGCCAGUUUCGGAGGGCUAACGGUGCCGUACGUACUUCCAGUCGACCGACAGGACGCGUGCCAGUGGCUCGUUGGUGGCGUGUGUCCCGUAUCUCCAACCGAGGAUGUCACGUACGAGCUACGCCUACCAGUGCUGGCCAGCUAUCCUUCGUUGAGCUUAACGGUGGAGCUGAAGCUGCUUGAUCAGGACGACGCGACCGUCCUCUGCUUCCGAGUGCCAGCGACGGUUGUUUAACUCUCAUGAC